GUGGUUGUGUACAUUGUGUCGGAAUGUUGUGAUGCCAGAAGUGGAAUAUGAUUGUGAAAACACACGACAUAUCAGUGAAAACAGGGGGAUAAGAACAUUACAGGGUCUCUCCAUUGGUGACCAAAGGAAAUGUGAAAAGCUGGCACUACACCUUUACUGUCAUCCGCUAAGCCUGCCAUUCCAUGAACCCGUCAGUCCUUUGGCACGUCACUACUACCAGAUUAUCAAAAGGCCAAUGGAUCUUUCUACCAUCAGGGCAAAACUUCAGAAAAAGAAUCCCCUUCAUUACUACACACCAGAAGAGUUCAUUUCUGACAUUCACCUCAUGCUUAUGAAUUGUGCAAAAUUUAAUUAUCCAGAUUCAGAGGUGGCCCAAGCUGGAAGAAGCUUAGAAGCAUGCUUUGAAGAAAACCUAAAAGAAAUUUAUCCUGACAAAAGCUUGGCAGGAACGAUCCAAGAAGAUUCUGACUCUGAAGAGAUUGAUAAUGAAAAUGGAAUGGUUACUAUCAAUGGAUUUACUUGGCCAACAGAAGAAAAGGAGCAUGUGAAGCCAAAGAGAAGACGCAGGCACGGUGGAAGCCACAGCCAUAAGGACAAUAGACUUUAAGUGGCAAUCCUGACUGAAAGUAUAAAUAUUGUGAAGUGGUGAUUGAUCCUUUUUCUCUUUUUAUUCUCUUUCAAUAAACCCAUUGCUGUUUCUUUCCUUUUUUUUUAUAACUUGUUUGUUUUCUGUAAAAGUUUUGGACCUCUCAGGAAUGUGGAUAUCAGCUUCCCCGAAGUAAAACUGUAAUUGGCAAUCACCAGUUCCUUUUAUAGUUUGUUGUACACAGAUUACACUGGAUGAGAUUAAAGAUAUGAAUUAUUGACCCAUCUUCUGGGUGAAAGACUUGUGCAACUUGCCUAAGUUUGCAUUACUGCACGGUGAGGAAACAGCUUUACUGGUGAUAUUCUCUGCAAGUUAUGGAGCACUGCUCUUGUUAAUUUAACUAGUUAGCUUCUAAUAUAUUUGUGGAAUAGAAAUAGUGAAAUUAUGUUCUACUCAAAUUUCUUCUUCUGGCGUAUUGAAAGCUAGUGCAAGCAAAAUUGCAUUCAAGGUUGAAUUUCCUUUGGUGUUCUCUGGAUUGUCCACUCUAACUUGGGUGGACAAUUUCAAGGUACCGUCUAUGAAAUAACACAAACAUUGACCCCUGAAGGAAUUUCACACGCAGUAGAAUGUAGGUUCUAUUUUUUUAAUCAAAUGUUUAAAUUGUGAUAUUCCUGUAAGGGUAUGUUUUGCAUUUUAUGGUGGCCUGUUGUGAGUUCCUUAAGGAAUAUCAAUUUGUAUUUAUUUUUCAGUAUUGAUUGUUGCAAGAACAAGCCACUUUGCCACUCUGAAUGUAGUGGUGAUAGGAAUCACACUUGGUUUGUUUUGGGAUGGAGUUUAUUUUUCUGUUAACUGUUGAAGGGAAGUUUGUCCAACAGCACACUUUUUUAAAAUUCAACUUGUUAAUUUGCAGAGAUUUUGAUUGCAAAGCUUUUAGAAACUUUGAUGAUUUACAAAUUUUCAAUGUUCACAGAAUUUCCAACAGCAGAAUGCUGCCAACAGUGUGUUGUAUAACCCUGUUUUAAAACUUUUUAUGUAUUGAUUUGAAAACCAAAACAAUGGCAAGGGCAUGAGAAGACCUCCUGAGGAGGAACUAUGUUUGCAGUUGGUUUGGCUAUGGCCAGGAUUAAUGAUCUCUCAUCUAAGUUUGUAUUGUGAGCUAUUUCACUUUAUAAGAGAAAGAACUGAAGUUAUGCUGACAGUUUAUGAUGAGUGAACUUCCAAAGUGAGAUGAACAGUACCAGCAUAAAGGCCUGAGGCCAGUUCUUCAAAAUGAAGUCUUAGUUUGAUGACUGGCAGAACAAAAUAACCAUACAGCUCAAUACAAAAGUGCCGUUAUCUGAAUGUGAGACUUUCUGUUAGAAAUCUGGUAAGGUAAUGGGAGGAAAAAUUUGUUGAAAUAAAUGCAAGGGCAGUACUUAUUCUACAGAUAUAGAAUAGAAAUGUCUUCCUCAGCAUUGUUGUUCAUGCUGAUUGAUGCUUGUCUUUCAAUGAAAAUUAUACAUUCAGCCAUUGUACAUGACAUAAGUUGUGAGCAGGUUAUAAUUAAAUUGUAACAGUACUGUGAUCAAUCCAUUCUUAUUACUACUGUAAUAAAGCUGGUUAACAUAGCUAAAUAAAAGUUUUGAAAAGCA
This is a messenger RNA of Rhincodon typus (whale shark), 2217 nucleotides long. RefSeq names its product tripartite motif-containing protein 66-like. The transcript is spliced from 4 exons. NCBI's taxonomy places the organism in Eukaryota, Metazoa, Chordata, Chondrichthyes, Orectolobiformes, Rhincodontidae. Bases 32 to 607 code for a protein of 191 amino acids. The record is from RefSeq and is a predicted model, not a curated record. Gene Ontology annotation, molecular function: protein binding.